AUGGCCGUCGAGCCACGAACUGUAUCCAUUCGCUUCGCAUAUGGACCUCCGCUCGACCCCGCCGACUCCGAACAAUACUACACACGAGUUGUCUCGCCGACCCCGGUGCCAGCCCCGCUGCAGACCUGCGCAGAAGCCCGAUAUCUGGGCUUAUACCAGCGAGUUUCCGCCGCCGACCAUUUCCCAUGCAGUGAUCCGGAACCGGAACCCUACAACAAUCGUCGGUACUUCUGGCUGAACUGGGACGUCGACAUGAUUGAUAUUCACGAUUAUCCUUUCGCUGCAUUCAAUCGCAUUGUGCCGAUGAUCAAGCGGCUCAGAUUCCAAAGCGGGUUUUACGAGUUCAUAAGGGACCGUGAUGACUAUUGGUGGUACCAACUAAAGUGGCUCGACCAUAUCUUCCCCAAGGUUGAGGAGAUGCAAAUUGUGUGCGCUCCCGGUUGUAAGGUAGAGGAUUAG
This is a messenger RNA of Sordaria macrospora k-hell, 459 nucleotides long. RefSeq lists its product as uncharacterized. NCBI's taxonomy places the organism in Eukaryota, Fungi, Ascomycota, Sordariomycetes, Sordariales, Sordariaceae. The record is from RefSeq and is a predicted model, not a curated record.